Molecule: messenger RNA, 6201 nt
Organism: Carassius auratus (goldfish)
Lineage: Eukaryota; Metazoa; Chordata; Actinopteri; Cypriniformes; Cyprinidae
Product: pleckstrin homology domain-containing family O member 2-like
Exons: 6
Coding region: 366-2420 (684 amino acids)
Biological process (GO): macrophage apoptotic process
Source: RefSeq, a predicted model, not a curated record
AGCGAGAGUUUAGAGAGUAGAGACGGAUUCCUGGCGGUCCGAGGCUGUCUAGAUAGGCAGCUCUCUGUGUUUGAGACGCGGCCGUGGUGUCUUUUGGCAGAGGCAGAGGCUUUUGGGGACUUACCGGAAACCAAAUGUUUUUUUUUUUUCAAGCCUCAAACUUUGUAACUAACUGCAGAAAGUCGAAAGAGGAAAAGAGCAGCAGAGUCCCGUUACAUUUCAGCCUCACACACAGUUCCUUGUUUUUCAUCGUCAUGUUGGAUGUGAGAAAGUUGAGACGAAGACAGAUCAACAGUUUGAACCCCAGAUAAAGUCCUGCGUCGAGCGUUUUCUUUUGCGCAUAACGGGAUCUUUGUUUUUAUAUCAUGGAAGAUGGUGUGAAAGAGGAGCCAGCCAAGCCCAAAGAGGUGACGAGUGCUGAGAAAGCUGGCUGGUUGAAGAAGUCUUCAGGGAAGUUCUUGAGCAGCUACAAGGACCGAUACAUUCAGCUGGAACGAACAGUGAUUGCGGUCUAUGAGAAUGAGGAAUUGACAACAUGCCUGGAGAAACUGGACUUGGACAACUACCACACUUGCCACGAGUUAAAGAGUCCUUUCAAGAAGAAACACAGACUGGUACUAAUACGAAGCCCCAAGUGUGGUAACAAGGUCCAAGAUGUCAAACUUCAGGCACAAACUCCUGAAGAGAAAGAAGCCUGGAUCAAGGCACUCAGUGAAGGAAUCGACAAGGCAAAGAACAAAAUUUUUGAUGAGGUAAAAGUUGAUGAAAGCUGCUCUUUAGAUCAUGUCACUCGGAACCGACCGAAGGGGAACCGUGGAAGAAGGCCGCCAACAAGGAUACACAUGAAGGAGGUUGCAAAUGUUUCAAGUGACGGAAUAUUAAGAUUGGACCUUGAUGGUGAAGUUAUCGUGCUGAAUGGAACACAAGGCAUGAACCCGGCAAAGGAUAAACAAACCGAAACUUCUAAACCAUCUGAGGUGAUGAACAACAUCCCAGAGGAGGACACUGAUGAGGAUUCCACAUCCCAAAAGAAAGUUAUAAAGCCGCCCAUGCCGCCAUCAAAAGACAACAAACCCAUUGAAACUCAUAAAGAGGAUGAGCCCAAAAAUGAGGAACCUGCAGCUCAAAAGAAGACAAUGCCACCGAUGCCUCCAUCAAAAGAGUUGAAGCCUUGCAUCUCUGUUGAAGGGACUGCUGUUGAGAAGAAUACCUUGGAUAGUAAAGUGGAGGAUUCUUCCGAACCAACCCCUUCCACCAAGAGCAUCCAGCCCCCUACUCCUCCUUCCAAAAAUAUGAAGCCUACCCAACCAGUAACACCAGCCACAAUCACAAUAGAGGAAAACGAGAAAAAUAAGGUGGUUGACGGAGAAGGUACCAAGGCAGACGGAGCAUCAAAUGAGAAAGAAGACCUGGAUAAGUUAGAAGUAGAGACCUUUGUUCUCUCCACAAAGGUCAUGAAACCACAAGUGGUGAUGUGGGAUUCACCCAUUAAACCAUCAAAAGAACCGAGUGCUGAGCAAGAAGUGCAAAACUCAAAGAAAACCUCUGAUACCAUUGGAGAAGUGGCAACCUCACAAGAACAUCCCCAACUUAAUCUUACUCCACUUUCAACCCCUGAAUCUGUAAAAAAGAGCCCCGGGCCCCCUGCUCCACCCAAGAAGAACACAAUUAAGUCACCUGCCAAGAAAGAGGACACUUCCACACAAAGUGACCCAAUGGUCAUCACCACUUCAUCUUCUAAAACAGUUGACGUUAAAUUGACGAUUCCUGAACCCAAAACUGAGCCAGCUGGUGAUGUGUCAAGUGAAGAUUUGGAGGAGAAGUCUUUAGACAGUGGCCAGCACUCAGGAGACGAGUCUGAGACUGGUGACCAAGUCACGCCAUCUUCCACAAAGCUCAAAGGAAGCUCCCAGGGACUAGAUUUGGAAACCAGCGAGGAUGAUCUAGAACCAUCCAACAGCAAAGCUGAGAGUUUGGAGGAGCCGUCGCUAGAAACCCCGUCCACCACCUCAAAGACCUCAGUUCUCAGUGCACAUCCAAUCCCAAGCCAAUGUGCCAACACGUCCCUGGACCUCACCAUGCCUCUCAAGCUUUCCUCCAAUGCUCGCUCCGCAUCCCUAGGUGACCUCCUUGUGGAGAAUGCAGAGAAGAUGGAAAGCAAUGGAAGGAUGUUACCAAUUAAACCAGAUGGAAGUGAAGUAAUGGACUUGCAAAGCAAAGUGUCGUCUGAGAUCAAAGAGACUGGAGAGCUACUGAACGCAAUCGCGACUGCACAGAGUGGUGAGACUGAAAUGAAGGGGGACUCGAGUCCACAAUUCUUGCUCUCUGCUGCAAUGGAGAAGCUCAGGAAAGCUGACCAGUUCUUGAAGGAAGCCACAAAUCUUAAAGAUCUUAAUAAAAAAAAUAGAUUAAGCUUGUAAUGGUAAGUGUUGGUGGAAGGAACCUGUAGGGAUUAUCUACAGUAUGCUGAAAAUGCAGUUUCACAGUAUGCAAAUGAUCAAAUACAAUUCUUAUACCCAACCAUUUUCAAAUCUCUGACCGACUUUUUAAACCCUGCAUGGCUAAGAUGCCUUAAGGCACGGGUAUACUGCUUUCCACGUUCCACUUUGUCUUGUCCACACAGCUUUCAAAGUAUACUCAACAGCGGAUGAUUUGAACACAUGCGCAGUGCCACCUAUGGGCUCGUUCUGUCUCAGCAUUUACAUGCCCACACUGUUGUAUCUGGACAAAAAAAUUGGUGUGCACAGGUGUCCACGAACACUUCUGAUGACUAAAAUUGUGUCACGUGGACAGUCUUGCAGAACGUGGAUGGCCAAAGUAUACUUUAGGCUUUAAGGUUUUACUAAUGUAGCUGUAUAGCGUCUGCAGCAGGGUUCCUCAAAUCUGGCCCUUGAGGGCCACUGCCUUGCAGAGUUUGGUUCAAACCUUGAUCAAGUGAUUCUGAAGAUCUCAACGAGCUUGUGUGUUCAAUUGACCCUUGACAGGCAAUCUGACCAAUCAUGACAGCGAAUCUGCCAUUUUUGUCUGACAAACAAACCAGUCAGGAGAGUCGAUUAACGUCUGCGAAUUUAGUUUUUUUUUUUUUUUAAUUGAGUGCACUGACAUCUUUACAUGGUUGAAACAAAAUGCCUUCUGAUGUUCAUUCAUGUUUAUUUCUAUUAAGAAUAGAAGAGAUGCCACUUUAACUGAGGCGUUACAGCGAUCUGUCACGACACAUUAAAAUGCCACAAAAUGGUAUUGUUUAAAUUCCUUUAAAAAAGACAGAAUUUUAAAGCUGAGACUUUGUUUUAUACCCAAAGUAACCUGCUCCGUCUUGUCUGGCAUGUUGUCAGUUUCCGCUUUGCUCCACAAUGUCCUCCUGAAGUUCUUAUUUAGGUGGUUUUAGGUGUGUUUGAUCAGGGUUGAAACUGAAAUUUCCAGGAAGAAAGAUCUCAAGGAACAGGACUGGGCAACCCUGCUUUAGAAUCAGGUGCCUUGUCCUAACACCCACACUUGCUGUCUUGGUCACUUUAGAGCAUGUGUACACGACAGGAACUAAGUGCGCAAGUCCAGAUCUUAACAGCGCUAAAGUGCAGUGCUUUUAACACACACUAAAUCCACACUAUCUCUUAGUGUAUCCCAUCAUGCAUCAUGUUGUGGAAAUAAAUCGCAAGACUUCUUGCAGAGAUUGCGAUUAAAGUGUGUCCUAUAAGGUAAUGAAAAGUUAUACACGCACUUGUGGUCUUCAUCCUCACUUGAACACUUGGGCAAAAUACAGGAAAUAUAUUAUGUCAUAUAAGUAGUCAAGUGAUCAAGUGCAAAGACCGCAAGUUUGGGUACUUUGGCAAGGCAAGGGGUUUCUCAAAAAGCCCUAAUCAAACACACCUGAACAGUCUGAUCAUGUUCUUUAGGAUUACUAGACAUUACAGGCAGGUGAGUAUGAUCAAGGUUGGAGCUAAACUCUGCAAGAAAGUGGACCUUGAGGAGCUCUGCUCUAGAUGAUGACACUGUACGCCUGCGUGUAGUUGGUAGGAAGACCACCCAUUUUCUCUCCAAACCGAGAUAAGUUUGUACAUGCUAUGUUUUAUUUUGUUGAGUAACAUGCAAAAUUUGCUAGCCAGUUAAUAUACCCGCUGUUAUGUCAUGUAAUGUGGUUUUAGCUUACUGUGUUUCUUAUUCCAUAGGUUUAAUUAUAUAUGCCACUUUCUUAGUUAGAUUAAACCCCCAUAAAUUACAUCUGCACAUAACCACUUUUUGGAUAAGUUAACGUUUUACACUUUUAGCACAUUUGUUAAAGGGGGAAAUGUUGUAUGUUGAAUUUUUGCACUGCAACUUCUGUGUAGAAAGAAGGGGUUGAAAAUUAAGAGUUGAGUGACAUCACACACGUACACAAUCUCUAAGUAGCUCUUAAGUAGCUACCAAGCAGAUAGAUACCAGAGUUCUUUUAAAAUAUGUUUUUCUCACCAAUUUUCCAAAGCCAUUUUGCUAACUUCGGCCAAACUGAAUUGGACCACUGGCUCCUUAAACCACACAAUCUCUUUUCAAAACUCUGGCCCUUCAAAGCCAUCUUAGCCGACCUGAAUAUGCAAGAUAAUUCACAGGGAGAUUUUCCUGUUUGGCCCCCAUUCAAUAUCUUUAAAGACACCUUUUACAGUAAUAUAUUUCAGGUAAAAUAAAAAUAAAAAACAUUUAAUUAAAGCACCUUAAACUUCUAAUAUAUGAAGGUUAAUGAUCACAGUUAACUAAAUAUGUAACAUAUGAAUAGCAUACCGAUACCGUGUCUGUUGUAUAAAGUGCAGUUAAGAGUUUAAAGUCAGUCUUUAGUUUUGUGCUAGCAUUCAGGUCUGAAUAAUUAAUGACUACCUAAUCUGAAAAAUAUCCACAGUUUAGAUUUUCAUAAAUGCACUACCGUUCAAACAUUUGGGUUUUGUACGUUUUUUUUAGUAGUUUUUUUUUUUAAGAAGUCUCUUAUGCUCACCAAGGCUGCAUUUAUUAUCAAAAUACAGUAAAAACAGUAAUACUGUGAAAUUGUAUUGUUAGAAAAAAAAGAAUGAAUUUUAAAAGUUGGAUUCAUAACUGUUUUUUGAUCUUAUCAAAUCACUGUUUGAAACCGUGCAGCUUAAUUUUUUGUUGUUGAAACCAUAAUACAUUUUAUUUUCAGGAUCCUUUGAUGAAUAGAAAGUUUAAAAGAACUUUGAAAUCUAAAUGUCUUUACUGUCACUUUUGAUCAAUUUAAUGCAUCCUUGCUGAAUGAAAGUAUUAAUUUCUUUAAAUAAAUCAAAACCUUUGAACAGUAGUUGAGUAACUUAGUUUGAACUGUGUUGAAGCUACUUCACCCAGUCGCCUUUAAUUUUUUGCCAUUCUCGUCUGAAAGUGUUCGCACACUGCAAAGAGCCACAUAAUCAUGGAAAGAGUAGUUAAUAGACUGUUUCUUGUGUUCUUUGCCAUACUGAUGCGGUGGGCACAGCGGUUCCCUAUUCACACAGUCUAUUAAUAAUCUACUGAUGCGAGUUUCAUGCUGCACUACCUUUAGUUCCCUUACGCAGUGAGAACUGGUUAGCGAAGGCUAUUAUGGGUAAAGGUUAAUGAGUCUGCAAAACCCAACUGUGUAGAGGGUAACAUCAAGGUAGUUUUACUUCAAUGCAUUCUAGACCUAACAGAAUCAAGAAUAUUCCCUUGAUGAAAAGUAGUUUUGUGGUACCUAUUUUAUUAUUAUUUUUAAAAGAUAUGAUCUUACAUGUGAAUAGUCCUUGAUAUAAAGUACAUAGUCUUUGAUAAUGAGAUUAAUUUUAGCUCUUUGUCCUUUGCGCAGUACAUUUAGUGUUUAAUUUCCUAAUUUCCCUCUGAAGUUUAGAUUUGUAUCAUCGCUCAUAUUUUAGAUUUUGAACUAUAGCUCAGUGAAUAUUUGAACAUUAUGCUGUAAAUAACAUGGCCACCAGGGAAAUGCUUAAUAUUUAAGUUAUUAAUGUUCUGACAUUCAUGUGUAUUAUCGGUCUAAAACAAAGCUAAAGAACAAAAUUUAGAAUGACUGUUUACUGUUAAAUGUUUACUGUUGAAGUUUGAAGAGGCUGAUGAUUUUAUUACAGUAUCUAUGUGUUAAUUGCAUUUACUAACUGGACUAAUUUGUUUUCUUUAUCUAAAUGCAUAUUAAAUGUGCAAAAAUGGGAAAUAAUUGCUUUGCAAAACAUGUCUUAAUAAAGACAAUGUGUCUUAUUUACUGUU